AUUUCUGUGUUUGCUUAACUUUCCAAAAUUCUCUGAAGCAAGGACGCUCCAGCCUGAAGAAUCAGUACAUCGAAUCAACUUCACACCAGUUUCAGGUAAAAAUGGUUUCAUUGAGAGAACUCACAGAGCAACGAGGUAACCAGGGCAAAGAGGGAGAAGAGGGAGGGGUUUUGUCAGUGGAGCCUAUCACGAUGAUAGUGCCACCGGAGUUGCAGGAUGUGCCGGAAACAAUGGCGUCUGAGAGCAACACGAGUUCCAGCGCCAGCGACAACGGUGUCGAGCACCCCAGCGCACCGUCGAGCAGCUCGUCCGAGGGAACACCAGGCCGCGAGGAGGGGGUAGGGGAUGUAGUGAGCCAUGUUUCAGACCGGCCUAUGAUGGAAGAAUGGGAGAGUAGGACCAUAACGGGCAGGUUGAGCAACCUGCGAAAGGCGCCGAAGGACCUGCCCGCCGGAUUUAGGUUCCGGGCUGUGCUUCAUCAUGAAGUAGCAAACUGCACGCCUUCAAUCAGCGGGUACAGGAGGUUGGAGGAUAUGGUGAGGGCAUAUCAUAUUCCCCGGACAAUACUGUUACGAACAGGCGCACCCAAUGAGAGGGCUUGCACGGUGUCACAGACAGGUUGGAUCCCAGUGUAUGCGGACCACUUUGACACCGGCCUGCGGUUUCCCCUGCCCAGAUUGGUGUUCGAUCUGCUGGCGGAAUACGAGCUGGCACUGACGCAGCUGACGCCUAACAGCAUAAGGUUUAUUAUUGGCUUUAUGCUGUUGUGCGAGCGACUAGAGGUGCCGGCCAAGGCGAUCGUGUUCAGGUCGCUGUUUCAGUGUCGGCUAUGUCCGAACUCGCGAGGAGCGAAGUGGUACUACCUCUCAGGGAGGGAUAAGAGCCAGCUCUUCAAAAAUGUGAGAAACAAGGUGGCGAGGUGGAAGAGACAGUUUAUUUUCGUUCGCGACACGCGAGCAGAAAGGAUAAGCAACGACCUCGCUGCCCGGCUGUCUGAGUGGCGAACCCCCAACGCUCAUAUCAACUAUCCUCAGCUACUGCCUCGGGAUGUCGAUCUGAAGAACCAACUACUGGAGUAUGCGCGGGGGGAGGGUCUAAUAGAUCUAGAAGCCUUGGUUACCUCGGAGGCUCUCGUCGUGUUAAGGUUUGUCGAUGUAACAAACCUGUUCAGCGAAGGUAUUUUUUUAUCAUAUAGUUUUAAUUGUAGCCGGGCUGAGGCUUAUGCGUUUUUCUGUGCAGGAGACAUGAGCAGCAUCUUGGAACGCCAACGACAGCGGGCCCAAGGCUCACGAGGUCGCGCGUCGGGCAGCACGCAACCCCGUCAGACAAGGUUUGACGAGCGGCCACCCCUAGCGCCUCAAUCACGCGGCCCGUCUCACAGGGGAUCCAGCUCGUCGUCAAGGCCGCAAGCAGAUAACAGACCUGAGGCUGCGGCCCCGAGUGCACGCAGACGUGCACGGGAGGAGACAGAGAGCGAGGAGGACGAGGUCCCCCUUGCUAGGCGCGUAAGAAGUGGGGGGACUCAGCCCACACAGGCACUCGCCCAACAACGGUGCGUUCGCCCAACGCACCGUCAGCGACUGUGCGGGCAGCAGUGGAGCCCGCCGCUGCAUCUACCUCGAUGGGCCUCAGGAUUGCUUAUCCUGAGGGCUUCACUUAUGUGCGGGCAGAAUUGCAGCCUGCCAUGGUGCAAGCCAUGCACAGUUUUGUGCCCCCUUCUGACAAUAAGCGGGCCAAAGCCUUUGUGCAGUAGCAUGGCGGCGUUCAAUUACGCGGUGGCACUGUACGAGAGCGAGCAGGCGGCUCGUACAGAGAACACCGAGCUCGGUGCCAAGUGUAAAGAGCUGGCCAUUGAGAAGGCUAGCCUUGUGGACGAUGUGAAUCGUCUGCAAGGUUCUGAAAUGGCGAACCGAGCUGCUGCCGCGGAGAGCCGAGCAGACGAGCUCGUCAGCAAAAAUAACGAGCUAAGGGAGGAGCUGGAUCGAGCGCGGGCUGAAAAGGAAAGCGGGAUUCAGGCGGCCAAGGAGGAAACCGUCCGGGUUGAGGAACGGGCGAAGAAGGCCGAGGCCGACCGAGACCGCACUCAGCACGAGCUGGCCUCCUUAAGGAAUCAGGUCGCUGAAGCUGCCCGAAAUCUGAACGCAGCUGAAGAGGCCUUGAAUGAACUGAAAGUCACUCACGGGCGCUCUGUCGCGAUGGCACGGGCUCAAGGUGCAGAGUGGCUGGUCGGUUCAGCCGCAUUCCAAGACGCAGUGGCGGUGGCGUCUGCAAACGUAACCACGGAAAUCUACAAUGAGAUUCGUGGGAAGGUGCUGCACCACCGCCCAGAUUUUCCAAUCCGCGAGCUGGUCUUCUUUGACGAGGAGAAGCUCGACGAGCAGGGUAAGAGCCUUGCUCCCCUCGCUGACACAACUGUGAGGCUGAGGUGGGACUUGAACGAGGAAGGCGUGCCCGUCUGGCCACCAUCCGUUCUGGAGGACGGGGAGGACCCAACAGGGCUGGCCUCCUUUGAUGCAUGGGUAGAGGGUGCUCCUGUAGCUGAGCAGAAGCCUUUAAGCACCCCACCCAACUCUCAGCUCGCAGCUGUGCCAUCCAGCUCGCCCGUCAACGCGCCAGCCUCUGAGGCCGCUGCCCGGUCUCCUCCUGCUCGCUCUCCUGCGGCUGCGACUGACGCAUCCAUGCCCGUCGAUCUGACGGAUGACUAGGCUUAGGAUUUGUUGUUUCAUUCUUUUGUACUUUUGUUUUAGCAUUUUUGUAUUUGAUCACUGGAUUCAGAUCGCAUGUACUUCUGUAACAUCAUUGAUGAAAUACAAGAAUGAAUUUUCAUUUGAAUCUUUGUUGCAAUUUCUGUACAUCUUUGUUUACAGCUGUUGAAUAACACCUUAAGCGAAAU
Rubroshorea leprosula is the source of this 2893-nucleotide messenger RNA. Lineage: Eukaryota; Viridiplantae; Streptophyta; Magnoliopsida; Malvales; Dipterocarpaceae. The record is from the annotation of a GenBank genome assembly.